CAUUACAUCAAAAUUCGUUCACAGGAUCGCACGUGCGGUCAAUAACUAAAAAAAUGACAACCUUCAAGAACACUAAAAUUAAACAGUUUUCGGUGUCUAUUUUAUACGACGCCAAACUGAAGACAAGUUUUUGUUGGCGGUAUUUUGGUGAUUUAGUUAUCGAAGAGGAUAAUAGAAAGAGGAAAGUGUGCAAUGAUCAAGUGUUUUGCAAUGCAUGCUUGUCUGGUGCCAAAGAAGAGAAUGAUGAAAUAUCAUUUGGAUUGGCUAAAAUAAAAUCUUACGUCAAAACUGUCAGUACAGGCAAUCUUAUCAAACAUUUAAGAGAUUUCCAUAAUUUAAAAGAAGAAAGUUCUGGUAAAGCUACAAGAAAUAUCGAGCAGUUUUUUCAAAUACAACCACGCCGCUCACAAACAACAGUUGGAACUCCAAGCAGCUCAUUGAUAAAAAAUAAAGAUUCAUGGUUACUUGCACGAGAUAUGGCUCUCUGGUUUUGCAAGUCUUUAAUGCCGUUCGAUUCGGUAUCAGAUGAAGGCAUGAACGAUUUUUUCCAAAAAUAUGACAUCAUCAGUUGUAAAGAAGAUAUGCCCUCUAGAGACACAGUGUCUCGCACUGCUCUCGACGAUGUCUAUGAAAGUAUGCUGGAGAAUGUGAAAGUUCAAAUCAAAACAGAUGCGGCUGGACAUGCCGCUAUCACGUUUGAUUUGUGGACUGAUCAGUAUAGACAUCUGAGCUACAUAACGUUCACUCUUCAUUACUUAACUGCUGAUUUUGAGUUAAAAUCAUUCACGUUGUGCACUAAGCUUAUCGAGGGCAAAAAGACGGGAGCUAAAAUUCAAGAAACAUUAAACGAGACAAAAGAGUGCUUUGAUCUCCAGGAAAAAGUACUCCACUCCGUGACGGAUGCAGGGUCAAAUGUUAAACGCGCCAUUUCGCUUGCCGCACUGGACAGCCAUUUGUGCUUAGGGCACGCAUUGCACAACCUGGUAACUGUAGACGGUAUUGGCAGUGUUCCUGAAUUAGCAGAUUUAAUAAAAAAGUGUAAAAAGAUUGUGAAAACCGUUCGUUAUCGUUUACCGGACUUGGAGCGAGAGGCAGAAAAAGAACAGAUUCAAUUUCUACAGUCUCUAGAGCGCGUAUCAGAACAUUUGGAAAUGGAUGAAAAUGAGCCAAUUAUUGAUGAUGAGGUGUCGGAUUCACAUUCAGUUUCAGGACUACAAACGAACAGCGAUGAAUUUGGUAGCAUAAACCAUGUGCCAAGUAUCAAAACUUCGUCGCCAACCCGUUGGCAUAGUAUGCUAGCUAUGCUAGAAAGUCUAGCACACUUUUGCAACAGAAAUCCUGUUAAUAAUUUAUUAGCACAAGUCAAUCAACAUGAUUUAAAAAUUUACCAACAGGAGUGGAACUUGUUAGAAGAUCUUAUUCGGUUUCUACGUAAAUUCCGUGAAGUAGUGGAAAUGCUAUCGACACAAAAAACAGCUUCGCUUAAUUUGGCCCUUGUGUUUCGUUUGGAAAUCAGAGAUAUCCUCAAUUCUUUAUCAGACGAAGAAACGCUAAUAAUGCUAUCACUGAAAAAUAAAAUGUUGGCAAAAUUAGACAAACGAUUCCCAAUCACUGAUAAAAUUGUUGUUUCGGCAUUGUUGGAUCCUCGUUUUAUAAGCUUGAGUCAGAUUGAUUCGUACCUUGAACAAAAAAAUACUACUCGUGCUGCAUUUCUGGCAGAGUACAUAAAAAUACAGCCCAAUAUUUCAAAUCAUUCCACGAUGGUGGCUACAUCACCUCCUGCUGUUCUUGCUAGUACUUCUAAUGAAUCUAUUUUGUCAAAGCUUUCCAAGAAACACAGCAGCAGCAGCACUAGCUCUAUUUUAACUUCUGUUGAGUUUAAUGAAGUUGAUCAAGAAUGCUGGAGGUACUUGGCAGCUGCUAAUGCUAGUGACGUUGUAGACGACGAUGUCCUACAGUAUUGGCGAAAUAAAUCAAAAACAUUUCCUCACUUGAGCCAACUGGCAAGGGCUAUUCUGGCAAUCCCUGCUACCAGUACGCCUAGCGAGCGCGUUUUUUCUAUAGCGGGACUUACUGUAACAGCUAAAAGGUCUAGGCUUAACCCACUUGGAGCACCGUCUGAUUCUAGUAAUUUAGCUACAAGUGAUGCAGGAAGUCAAGAAUCCAUAGAAUCCGUUCGAACUGUCGGUAGAAAAUUGACCUACGCAGCUUCACAAACUUCACAAGGCUUAACUGCAGCCAACGUUCUACAACAAUACUUAACAAGAAAGAAACAAAGCAGAAAUCUUAGUAAUCCUCUGAUUGAUCUUUUCAUCAAUAUGGCUAAAACAGUAAUGACUUUACCUUUACGAGACCAAAUUGAAAUUAAAUCGCAAUUGUUUCAAAUGGUUAACAACGUGGAGAUGAGGCUUGCGACAACUGCAAUCAAUCCAGAAUAUCCUGAUGCUAAUCUUUAUGACAUUUGA
Messenger RNA from Diatraea saccharalis (sugarcane borer), 2465 nucleotides. The record is from the annotation of a GenBank genome assembly. NCBI's taxonomy places the organism in Eukaryota, Metazoa, Arthropoda, Insecta, Lepidoptera, Crambidae.